UGCCAAUUGUCUAGAACAUGCCAAAGGGGCAGAGAAUAGUUGUGAAAUGCAAUGAAGAUAGCCAGCCUAUAGGAGAUGAAGGUGCAAUCUUGGGGAAGUUUCUGGGCACGGUUGCUAGAAAUGGAGGAUUUUGCCCACUAAACCUAAAUGAUUGGCGUCAUGUCAAAAAGAAUAGUGGUGAGGAAACAAUAUUGCAGUGCGUACAGAGGCAAGCUGAUCCUGAAAAGAAACGACCACACAGAUCAAAGGUUUAUUUAGCAACUCACAAGAAGAAGGACGAUGCUGAUGCUAAAAAUAAAGAUAGAAAUAAGCGCCUGGAUCGAUUGGAGAAUCUAAUAACCGAACGACCAGAGUUGGCACAAAAUUUGAAUGGAAGAGUCGCAUGGGAAGGUGAUGCCCUGCAGGAAGUGUUAGGGAAAGAAAAGAUUGGACAAGUGCAUGGCAUGGGUUUGCUUCCAACUCCUAAGCAAGUCUACGGUCGGACGCCACGGUAUCUAAAGAACAUCAAUAUGACUACAACUGAUGGAUCACCAUAUGAAGUUGAACAUGACGUUUGGGAGGUAAUAGCAAAGAUGAAGGAGCAUAUAAAAAAGCAAGACCAGAUUAUUAAAGAUAUGAAUAACAAAGAAGGCUAUGUCAAUAAUGGCAUAGAAGAGGAAAACCUCCAAUCAAAUGAUAAUGGUAUUUCUCGGUCACCAGUACUGCUUGGUAAAACAAAGAGAAUCCAGUGCAAUGGACCCGUUGAGGCACGCUCGUCUAUGCAACAUGACAUUCCUGAGGAUAAUAAUUUGUCACGUUCGCAUGAAAAGGUUAUGCCUGUAGUUACUCUUACUCAUGUCACAAAGAAUAUAAAAUAA
Molecule: messenger RNA, 857 nt
Organism: Triticum dicoccoides
Lineage: Eukaryota; Viridiplantae; Streptophyta; Magnoliopsida; Poales; Poaceae
Exons: 5
Coding region: 18-857 (279 amino acids)
Source: RefSeq, a predicted model, not a curated record